AUGGGUAAAGAAAAAACUCACGUUAACGUUGUCGUCAUUGGUCACGUCGAUUCUGGAAAGUCCACAACAACCGGACAUCUUAUUUACAAGUGCGGGGGUAUUGACAAACGUACAAUAGAGAAGUUCGAGAAAGAAGCUGCAGAACUUGGAAAAGGAUCAUUUAAAUAUGCCUGGGUUUUGGAUAAACUAAAAGCAGAACGUGAGCGUGGUAUCACCAUCGAUAUCGCUCUCUGGAAGUUCGAAACUCCAAAAUAUUAUGUCACUGUCAUUGAUGCUCCGGGACAUCGUGAUUUUAUCAAAAACAUGAUUACUGGUACUUCUCAGGCCGAUUGUGCUAUUUUAAUUAUUGCUGCCGGUACUGGUGAAUUUGAAGCUGGUAUUUCCAAAGACGGUCAAACUCGUGAACAUGCUCUUUUGGCUUAUACUCUUGGUGUAAAACAACUUAUUGUUGCUGUUAACAAGAUGGAUACAACUCAGUGGUCAGAAGAACGUUUCAACGAAAUCGUUAAAGAAGUUUCCGGCUUUAUCAAACGUGUUGGUUAUAAUCCAAAAACUGUUGCUUUCGUCCCAAUAUCCGGCUGGCACGGCGAUAACAUGUUGGAAGAAUCCUCAAAUAUGACCUGGUUUAAAGGAUGGGAAAAGGAAAUCAAAGGGGGUAAAACUAAAGGAAAGACACUCUUGGAAGCUAUCGAUUCUAUUGAACCUCCAAGUCGACCUACCGAUAAACCUCUUCGUCUUCCACUUCAAGACGUUUACAAAAUUGGUGGUAUCGGUACCGUUCCAGUAGGUCGUGUCGAAACUGGUGUUAUCAAGGCCGGUAUGGUUGUAACAUUCGCACCCGUCGGUCUCACCACUGAAGUAAAAUCAGUUGAAAUGCAUCACGAACAAUUAGUUGAAGGAUUACCUGGUGACAACGUCGGUUUUAAUGUCAAGAACGUGUCAGUCAAAGAAAUUCGUCGAGGGUAUGUCUGCUCCGAUUCUAAGAACGAUCCUGCUAAGGAAGCUGCUUCCUUCCAAGCUCAGGUCAUCGUUCUUAAUCAUCCUGGUCAGAUCGGUGCCGGUUAUGCCCCUGUAUUGGAUUGCCAUACCGCUCAUAUUGCUUGUAAAUUCGCCGAAUUGCAAGAAAAAAUUGAUCGUCGUUCCGGCAAAAAGCUCGAAGACAACCCCAAAUUCGUCAAAUCCGGCGAUGCAGCUAUUGUUAAAAUGAUUCCCUCCAAACCCAUGUGUGUUGAAGCUUUCUCUGAAUAUCCUCCUUUAGGUCGUUUUGCCGUAAGAGAUAUGAGACAAACUGUCGCUGUCGGUGUUAUCAAGGGUGUUGAAAAGGUUGACAAGUCGGGUAAGACCACCAAAGCAGCCGUCAAAGCAUCUAAGAAAAAAGCUGUCAACUUGAAUGUAUUGCGUCGUCAUGACCAAAAUAUUGUUGAAAUAGUUGAUAGUUCAAGUCAUGUGGUAGUAUAUAAAUUUGACCAUGAGCAAGGUGCCUGGACGAAAAAAGGUGUAGAAGGCACGUUGUUUGUGUUCAAAAGAUGCGAACAACCUGUGUAUGGAUUUAUAGUGAUGAAUCGGCUGGGUAUCGAUAACUUCAUGGCACCACUAACAGACAGCAUGGAGCUAGAAUUCAAAGACGAAUAUAUUAUUUAUCAUACAGACGAUGUAUUGCUUUGGAUGGUAGAUAAUAUCCAUGGCAUUUGGGUAUUUGAAACAAAAGAUCGGGAACGAAUAGGAAAAAGAUUGUGGGAAUGUCGCGAAUUAUCAAAAACUGUUGUCACCCCGCCACAAUUACCCUUACAAUCAUCCUCUCACUACUCCUCAAAUCUUCCGACCCUUCCCCAACGAACAUCUUAUGGAAGGCAAAUCGAUCUUGAUGACCUUCUCCAACAACAAGAAAUAAAACAAACUACUACUUCGAUUGACAGUAGAAGUUCAACACCGGCUCAUCAUGAAAUCCAAUCGCAUGAUAACGCGAGGAAAGAUAUAUUGGGGGAAUUAUUUCAAAAAGCAAGCAUUGUUGAACUCACGAGACCUAUUCCACCUCUCGCGAACCCGGCAUCCAUUACGACUGAUAACAAUAAUAAACCUUUAGAUGGAAAAUUACUUUUAGAUAUGAUUCGUCCACCUCAUAGCAAACCUAGUACCACUUCAAACGUAUAUCCUCAUAUCUCACAUACACCACCAAGAUCAUUAUCCGUUAAUGAAACGAGAUCAUCUCAAUUCUCUUCCGCGAGUAACGCAUUAAUCAAUAAUAUAAACACGCCUAUAUCCAUCAUUCCAGAAAAUAGCGUGACAACUUCAAAUGUUUUAUUUGGAACGGAUAAUCCUCAGUUGCCACGAAAAUAUGCGCUGGACGCUUCCAUCGCUUCCCUCCGAAUGAUUACCGAGGGAAGUAACCAUAAAAGAAUAUUGACAAAAUCAGAAUUUAUACAACAAUAUUUACAACUAAUUGAGUCUGAUCCAUCUUUUAUGGACAUUCUUUAUCAGAACUAUGUGGUCAAAGCUCAAAAUAUGUGA
Messenger RNA from Funneliformis caledonium, 2508 nucleotides. NCBI's taxonomy places the organism in Eukaryota, Fungi, Glomeromycota, Glomeromycetes, Glomerales, Glomeraceae. The record is from the annotation of a GenBank genome assembly.